ACAUGAACUGGGAAUGGGAGCUCUCAGAAGCGCAGCUGAAAUACUGUUUUGGAUCAUGCCAAGCAAGGAAAAUCUUCCCCGUCUACCAUCCUCCAAACAGACUAGGUAAUAAAAAUGUGCCCCUUACGGGGGCACCUCACAUAGGACCUGGAUGUUAUCUCCACGACGAUAAGAAUAGUCUGGCGUACAACCUCAGUAAGGUCCCUAUGAGUAAUAAGGGAUAUAUCAUCGGAUCCAGAACGAGCCAGCGAUUUAAAGCAGAUCAUAAGGAGAUGAUGCCCAGUCCAAUUUCAUACGACUUACAGAAAAUUAAGUCACAAUGUGCUCUUCCUCCUUAUGCUCCAUUUAACUCCGUCUCAUCUCGAUUUGAUGAGAGACCCACAGACUCAUCAUAUUUCCCUGGCCCUGGAACCUACAAUCCAGAGACUCUGCUUUCCCGGAAAGUCACUUGGCCAAUGAAAUUUGGGUCUCCAGAUUGGGCUCAAGUGCCAGUCCUAAAGAAAAGGACCCUAAAAACUGAGCUGAUAACAGACAAAGAAUUCAGGAUACAUCGGAACCGAGUGGCCUACCUAAGCCUGUAUUACAGCUGAGAGAUCUUUCUGAUGUCCUGUUCAUUCCCCUGACCCCACCUAAGUCUUGACGCCAUGAGGCAAGGUACUCCUGUUACCCUCUUGUCUGCCAGGGUUGAGCCCUAGGCAGGGAGUGGUUCAUUCUAAGUUGCAAAAUAGUAUUCCUUAAAAACUCA
This is a messenger RNA of Dromiciops gliroides (monito del monte), 745 nucleotides long. RefSeq names its product primary cilia formation (gene CIMAP3). Bases 3 to 590 code for a protein of 195 amino acids. NCBI's taxonomy places the organism in Eukaryota, Metazoa, Chordata, Mammalia, Microbiotheria, Microbiotheriidae. The record is from RefSeq and is a predicted model, not a curated record. The transcript is spliced from 6 exons. Gene Ontology annotation, biological process: regulation of cell projection organization. Gene Ontology annotation, cellular component: ciliary basal body. Gene Ontology annotation, molecular function: cytoskeletal protein binding.